AGUGUGUUUAAAAUUGAAGUUGGAGAGAUGAAUCCAAAAGUUUUACAACCUAGACUUGUUAAGGUGUGAUGGUAGAGAAAUAAAUCUUUUCACUCACUCACCGUUGAUGUUUACUCCUCAGGCGAGUGCCUCAGCACAGAUGUGGGCUAGCACCCACAAUGAUACUCUCAAAGAGAAAAUGUCUGCACUCGUCAACGCUUUGUCUGCCUGUCCAGAUAAAAUGGGUACAAGAUAUCUUUCUGCUUUUCCUCCUGAGCUAUUUGAUUGUUUUGAAGCUAUAAAACCAGUUUGGGCACCAUAUUACACCAUUGACAAGAUACUGGCAGGUCUUUUGGAUCAACACAUAUUUGCCAAUAAUGAUCAAGCUUUAAAGAUGGUGACAUGGAUGGUUGACUACUUUUACAAGCUGUUCAGAAUGUGAUAGUGAAGUACACUAUUGAAAGACACUGGCUAUCAUUAAAUGAAGAAACUAGCGGCAUGAAACGGUGCAUAAAACUCAUCUAGGAACCUCCUUAGCUCUUCAUCGUGGUAAAGUAGCAUGAUUAUCUGUUAUAUUUUUUGUAUCAAAUAUCAGCCUGAAUGACUGGGUUCGUAAGGCAUUUGGACAUUCCACAUAAUAGCAAAAGGAGUCAUAAACAUCAUAUAUUCACUUCCUAUAGAGCAUUAGGGCAAUCUGCAAAAGGAGUUUCAUCCAAUCUGCAAUUAUGCAAAGAAUUUGGCGCCUUCUUUUGCUUUGAAUAUCUGUAGUGCGAUUAUGCCCUUAAUUCCAACAAAUAUUGCAUUGAACAAAUGAAUGUCAUUUAACAAUCCCAAAUACCCUAUAUAGAGCUGUAAAAGCUGAUUUGAUAAGUGGCAACACUUAAUGAGAUUUUUGUAAAUUGUCACAAUUGGUCAGGGAUUUUGGUUUAAUAGGUCUUUUUCAUCGGGGUUGGGGGGUUGGGAAGAAGGGGUACUGAAGUGUUGUUGGUCCUUUGUAGAUUAUCACUACAUUGUUUUUCCCGUAUCUGCAAAUUCUCUAAUAAUUUCAAACUUAUUUUUUGACAAGGCUGUUUGUUUGUUGUGACUAUGUGUAGGGAGAUUCAAAACAUUUAUUGUUGGCUCACCUUUUUGACAAACCCUGCUCUCUAGGAUUGCUUGCGAUAAAGGUAAUUAUUGUUUCUUUUGUUUAAUUACUUUAAACUUGUAUUGGUAAAUAGAUUGUAUUAAAUUUUUGAGGCAAUGUGGUGAUGGCAUACAAGCAGUGAAUAGGGCUGUCCAAAGGUGCCACUAGAUUCUUGAACUAUUUGUGCAUAAAAUUGAUCACAUGGAAUAAUAGUUUGUUAUGCAUACAUGUCAUAGUUUGCCGGAUAUAGAAAUAAUGGAGAUAGAUAUUGAGUUGGACUUUGGAUGUCGAGAGUAGUGUACAUUCCAACUUUAUAGCAAGGAUGCGGUAAAAAAACCAGCUGCCCUUGAUUAUUGAAAUAUUGCACUACUUGAACAAUUCUAACAUGAAAAAUUGAUGGGAAAUUGAUGCGAAAACCGUGCUCCUUAGAUAGCCAAUUACUUAAUGUCAACUAAGUCAAUCAGUUCUCUAGUCACCUCAAGCAAGAAUUUUGGUUCUUGAUGAAGCCACUACUUCAGUUGAUUCAACUACAGAUAAUCCUAUCCAGAAGAUCAUCUGAACAGAGUUUAGGGACUACACUGUGUGCACUAUUGCUCAUCGUAUCCCAACUGUUAUUGACAGCGAUCUAGUUCUGGUCCCCAGUGAUGGUGCAUACACUAAUACUUCCCAUUUCUUCUUCCAUUUAGUGGAAAUAAGUGUUGCUGCAAUCUGUAGAACUUUUUCCUAAGAAUUUUAGUAUAAUCUGCAUUUGGUAAUGUUAUUAAUUUUCACGGGUAUCCAAAAAAUUUUCAUUUCUUUUUCUUUUAAACUUUUGACAAGAUAAAUUAAAUUAGUAAAAGGCUCUAGAAGAGAAAGCUGCCCUUGUAGGUCUGUAGGAACAAUAUCAACACCCACAACUCUUUAGAUAUCUUGCGAUGAAUAAUUCCUGACUCUGCAUCUUGUUUUUCACUAGUAACACCAACUAAGCACAAUGUGUUUGCAUUGAAUCAAAUUUUCCAAGAUUCAUCAAAUUUUUUUGAUGUUCUUGAAAUGAUGGAAACUCAAGGAGAUUAUGGUAUACAAGAGUAUAUAUCUAAGCUUGAUUCUCAGGAUAUGCAGGUGAAUAUGUAUCUUGAUUAAGAGUUAACUUUUAGAAUGUAAAUAUGGGUUUGAGAGAGUUGUUGGUCUUCGACGUCAAAGUCUUAGGUAUGAUAUUUUACACUGUAAAAAUAUUAGAGAGUUUUGCUUCUCAUUUCUCAACUUGAGUAUGAUGGUAUGGCAAGUAUUAUCUAAAAAUGAUUCACUCUCUUUGGCUCACAGUAAUUGCUGGAAGCUGAAUGAAGGCUGUUGCUUCUUGAUCCUCUUGUGACCUGUCCCAUCAAAUUUAUUAACAUAAUGUUUCUACAACUCCAAGGUUGUUUGUACAGUCGAUCUUUGUUUUUAUUUUCAUCUCUCUCUCUGAAGUAUCUAAGUAUCAAAGUCACUUAUA
This is a messenger RNA of Camellia sinensis, 2570 nucleotides long. Lineage: Eukaryota; Viridiplantae; Streptophyta; Magnoliopsida; Ericales; Theaceae. The record is from RefSeq and is a predicted model, not a curated record.